GAGCUGUUCCCUUUCCUGUUGUCGCCGCGCGUCACUCCCUGCCUUUUCCCCAGACAGGCCGGUCACAGCGCCGCCACACGCCUAACUCUCGUCUCCUCCCCGCCGUCCUGUGGGUGCUGCCCGGUGAAGCAUGGCGGCGGUGGAGAGAAGAGUGUGUGAGACGGAGCACUGCACCAGCGAGGCCAAGCUGCAAUGCCCGACCUGCCUCAAGCUGGGCAUCCACGGCUCGUACUUCUGCUCGCAGGAAUGUUUCAGGGGAAGCUGGGCAUCGCACAAGAUGCUGCACAAGAAAGCAAAAGAUGAGAGAGUCAAAACUCAAGAUUCACCAUGGACAAUGGAAGGAGAAAUCAAUACCGAUCCUUGGCUAGGCUAUCGGUAUACUGGAAAACUCAGGCCACACUAUCCAUUGAUGCCAAUGAGACCAGUACCAAGCUACAUACAAAGGCCCGAUUAUGCAGAUCACCCUUUAGGAAUGUCACAAUCUGAACAAUCCUUGAAGGGAACCUCCCAAAUUAAAGUGCUUUCUCCCGAAGAAAUUGAGGGAAUGCGGGUUGUAUGUAAGCUAGCUAGAGAAGUGCUGGAUGUGGCUGCUAUGAUGGUGAGGGCUGGAGUCACUACUGAAGAGAUAGACCAUGCUGUACAUUUGGCGUGCAUUUCAAGAAAUUGCUACCCUUCCCCACUGAAUUAUUAUAACUUCCCAAAGUCCUGCUGUACAUCUGUGAAUGAAGUGAUCUGCCAUGGGAUUCCAGACAGGAGACCGCUGCAAGAUGGAGACAUUGUGAAUGUGGACAUUACUGUUUACCACAAUGGUUACCAUGGAGAUCUUAAUGAAUCCUUUUAUGUUGGAGAAGUUGAUGAGGGCGCAAUACGGCUUGUUCAGACAACUUUCGAGUGUCUAAUGCAAGCAAUUGAUGAAGUGAAGCCUGGUGUUCGGUACAGAGAACUAGGAAACAUUAUUCAGAAACAUGCUCAAGCCAAUGGCUUCUCUGUUGUUCGAAGCUACUGUGGACAUGGCAUUCACAGGUUAUUCCAUACUGCUCCCAAUGUGCCACACUAUGCCAAAAACAAGGCUGUCGGUGUGGUGAAACCGGGGCAUGUGUUCACAAUCGAGCCAAUGAUCUGUGAAGGAGGGUGGCAAGAUGAGACCUGGCCAGAUGGUUGGACUGCAGUGACAAGAGAUGGAAAACGUUCAGCUCAGUUUGAGCACACUCUUUUAGUCACAGAGACUGGCUGCGAGAUCUUGACCAGGAGAUUGGAACACAAUGGACGUCCUCAUUUUAUGUUUUAGCAUCCCCCUUGUCGUCUUAAUUAGUUGAUAGAAAUGGUGUGUCAACUACUUUACGCUGUGCGUUUUUACAUGACAAGCGCCUGAAGGAAACGUGGGGUUUUAUCACACCUUUACAUAUCUGUGAUAGAGGAAAACGCCAUACAGCUUGAAAUUUAGUGUUAAGCAACUCUUGAAACGAGGAGAAAACAGGUCUUUAUAUAUUUUUUUUUUUUCCUGCCUUUUUAUUGCUGUCUGUUUUAAGAACCCCUUUCAAAAUUUCUGUUCUUUGCCUUCUAAGUUUCCAUGAACAGAAACACACGUUGCCUCCAAAGUGACUUUCUACUGAUAAUGGCUGUAUUUUUACAGCUUGGGUUUUGGGCUGCUGACUUCUUCUUUUCUUCAGUAUAUUCUAGCUAUGCAUUUGUGUUGAAAUGCGAGACCGAGGUCUGUUCCUCUAAUUUGGCAGUCUUUAUGCUGCUGCAGACAGAGUAAGGGGCAAAUACAUGUCUGGACUGUGUGUGUUUUGUUUUCUGCUUUAACAGAUUUGGUAGGUUUUGUUUAUGGCAGCCAAACCCAUGGUAGCUCAGUCACUGGUAACUCCUGGCAUUGAAAUGUCUUUGGCUGAUUGUUCUCCUCUUUUGGUAAUCUUGGUGCCUUUAAUCUUGGAAAGCUGAUGUUCCUGAGAUUGUGGAGGUUGAAUUUCUGAAUGACCGUUGUAUUUGUCACUCCCCAUAGUCAGGCUCUUAGGACAUUAUGUGCAAUUUGCUCUGAUAAUAUAGAUGCUUACGUGACUAUACAUAAUAAGAAGACUUGCACAUCUGGUGGCCGUGCAGCAUACACGCCUUCUUACAGGAUGAGUAGCAAAGCUUUAGAUUCCAACAAGAUUUUUGUUCCUUAAAAUUAAUAACCGUUUGCCAAAUCACGUGUAUCUUUUCUGUUUCACCAUUCCCCUUCAUUUCUUGCCUAUCUUUAACUAUGUUCUUUCUCCAAGGUGACUCCCCUCAGUCAUAAGGAGUGAUUUGGCUGUUUAUUCAAGUGCCCAGACCAAGUCCCUGCUGACAUUUUAUGACUCCCUAAAAAGACAUCCAAUUAGUAAAAAGAAUUGUUGUUUAUUUGUUCGACCCAUAAAGACCUGUCUGCCCAAAGUUUUGAUAUGCUUUUCAGCCAAAUAUUCUUGUUAAAUUAAACUAUGUUGACAAUGUUGAAUCUA
This is a messenger RNA of Bufo bufo (common toad), 2477 nucleotides long. RefSeq names its product methionyl aminopeptidase 1 (gene METAP1). The transcript has 11 exons. Lineage: Eukaryota; Metazoa; Chordata; Amphibia; Anura; Bufonidae. Gene Ontology annotation, molecular function: metalloaminopeptidase activity. The record is from RefSeq and is a predicted model, not a curated record. The coding region runs from base 131 to 1288 and encodes 385 amino acids. Gene Ontology annotation, biological process: proteolysis.